This is a messenger RNA of Colletotrichum phormii, 642 nucleotides long. RefSeq lists its product as uncharacterized. The annotation marks the transcript as partial. The record is from RefSeq and is a predicted model, not a curated record. Gene Ontology annotation, biological process: mycotoxin biosynthetic process. The transcript is spliced from 4 exons. NCBI's taxonomy places the organism in Eukaryota, Fungi, Ascomycota, Sordariomycetes, Glomerellales, Glomerellaceae.
GCGCCCAUCGCUGCAGAUAUGGAUAUUUCCUACCACGAUGAGGAAUUUGAUAAUGCUUUCAUGAAACCCACAAUCUAUCGAAUGGACCCAAGUCCGGCAGUCGAUGCCGCUUGGGAUGAUCUUGGAUUCACAUGGGAAAAUGCCACCUUUUCACCGGAGCAAUGGGUUGAUGCCAAUAUGCCCUUGAACGCUGUCCGCGUCCCCGAGGACCACGGACCUAAUUAUUUCGGCGAAAUCAAGGCAUUCCACGAUCUGCACUGUCUUAACCUUCUGCGAAAGGCGCUGUACUUUAAUAUAGACUAUUAUAAGUCAACGCCAAAAGUGUGGGAGUUUCGAGAUGACGAUCGAGUCAUCAAAAUGCAUGUUGGGCAUUGGUUAGACUCGCUCCGACUCCAGCUAAUGUGCACUCCGUCUCUUGACGUCCUCCCCUGGGUUUGGAUUAAUUCGAGAGCCUGGACCCAAAAGAAGGAGCGCAAGCCCAGUAUUAUUGCAAACUUCAAGACAAGACACAUGUGCCGGGACUUUGGUGCAAUAAGGGAUUGGUAUCUUCGGCAGCAGGAUGACAAGUUGAAGAGUGGUGAGCUGGGUCCAUGGCUCCCUAGAUCCGAUGAUGUUAUCCAUGAUGGCAAGGAAUUCCCAUAG